AGUCGUCGCAACAUUAUUUCAACCUUAUCCAGCUAAUCUGAUUAAAUUUACAACUCAACUCCUAUGCAACAUGGAAAAGUUUCCACGAGCCUUUCAAUGGGGUCUACUAGCCAUACUAAUUCUUGGGGUGAGAUGCGAAAUGGAAUACGAGGACCCAUUAUUGGCCCAUAUCCCUGAAGUGAUUGACCGACUUCCCCCCUCCAAGUUAAGCGGUGAGUACUAUGGCGGGAUCCCGAUUAAUUUUGGAAACACGAUAACUCCACUGCAACUCAAAAAUACUCCGACCUCCCUCCGUUGGAGAGAAGAUAAGCCAGGGCAAUUCUACGUGUUGAUGAUGCUAGAUUUGGACGGACCAACGCCGGAAAAUCCUACAACUAGCCCCGUAAAUCACUGGAUGGUGGGAAAUAUUAAGGGUGGGAAGGACAAUUCUUGGCGGAGUGGAACAGUUUUGGCAGAGUAUUUCGGACCACGGCUGACGGAAGAAAUGGGCAUCCAUCGAUUCGUGUUCCUCGUAUAUGAGCAACCCUCCGGUGGAAAAAUCGCAUUUACUGAGACAUCCCAGUGGACCUAAUUUGGCACGGAUAAAUUUUGAUUAUCGCGCAUUUGCAAGAAAGUAUGGUCUUGGGGAACCGUUUGCUGUAAACUAUUUUCGAUCCUUUUUUGUCGCCGGGGAAUUUGAAGUUGAAGUUUGAUUAAAAAACGUCGAUAAGAAUACGUGGAAAACGGCUGAUGCAAGACGUUACAAGUUUUUGCUUUAAUAUGUAUAAUAAAUUAUUACAUUUGCAUUAUUAGGCAAUUUUUUUGGGGGUCGAGCAAGAAUGCACCCAGUCUAAGUAGCCAAAGUAAUAAAUUGCAUAUGUAAAAAAGCACGGCUAAUGCAAAUUGUUAUAAAAUUUGG
Folsomia candida is the source of this 898-nucleotide messenger RNA. RefSeq names its product protein D3. The transcript is spliced from 5 exons. Lineage: Eukaryota; Metazoa; Arthropoda; Collembola; Entomobryomorpha; Isotomidae. The coding region runs from base 71 to 571 and encodes 166 amino acids. The record is from RefSeq and is a predicted model, not a curated record.